AUGAAGGGUGCUGCAACUGGACGGUUUCUGCUGGUGCUCAUGGCUUGCACCUUGCCUGCUGUCACCUACAGCAACACUCCUCCUGGCCCUGGGAACCAAACAGAUCGACUAUCACUGCUUGAAUUCAAGAAGGCGAUCAAUUUGGAUCCACAGCAAGCACUGGCAUCUUGGAAUGGCAGCAAUCACUUCUGCAGUUGGGAAGGUGUCAGUUGCAGGACGACGAGCAAUCGUGUCACUAAUCUUGACCUUGGAAACCGAGGUUUAGUUGGCCAAAUAUCUCCUUCGCUAGGAAACCUGACAUUCCUGAAACACCUGUCCCUAGCAACAAACAGAUUCAGUGGACAAAUCCCAGCAUCCCUUGGCCAGUUGCAUCGCCUCCAAACCCUCUACUUGAGUAACAACACGUUACAUGGAGUUAUACCUACUUUUCAAAACUGCUCCAACCUGGAGAAAUUAUGGCUCGAUGGGAACAAUCUCCUUGGAGGGUUUCCGGGUUUGCCUCUUGGACUUGAACAGCUCGAGCUUGGAUCUAACAAUCUUUCUGGAGCCAUCCCUCUUUCUCUUGCCAAUAUCACAACACUUAAGUCGUUAGGCUUCAAUUUCAAUAAUAUUCAGGGAAACAUACCAGAUGAGUUUGCCAAGUUGCCGGAGCUACAGAGUCUACGCGCUUCUGCCAACCAUUUGGUAGGUAGUUUUCCACUGGCCAUCCUGAAUCUUUCAACCCUCGUUUCCUUCGGUAUUACAGGGAAUCAUUUAAGCGGCGAGGUGCCACCUGGCCUCGGUAGCUCUCUUCCCAACCUCCAAAUGCUUGCAAUAAGCAUCAACUUUUUCCAUGGCCACAUCCCUUCCUCGUUGGCCAAUGCAUCGAAUCUUCGCCUUAUUGCUAUGUCAAACAACAGUUUCACUGGGGUGGUCCCUAGUUCCAUUGGUAAACUUGGCAAUCUCUACCUUCUGAAUCUUGAGUUAAAUAAACUUAAAGCUCGUAACAGUCAAGACUGGGAGUUUGUUUACAGCUUAGGCAACUGUACUAAUCUACAAACAUUGUCAUUAUAUUCCAAUCAGCUAGAAGGCCACGUACCAACUUCAUUAGGUAACCUUUCUGUUAAACUGCGGACAUUAAUACUGGGGUAUAAUCAGUUAUCUGGUGAUUUUCCUUCUGGAAUCGCAAACCUUCGCAACCUGAUGUGGUUAGGACUACAUGGGAAUCAAUUUACAGGAAAGGUUCCAGAAUGGCUUGGAACUCUAAACAGUUUACAAAAGCUGCUUUUAGAUAACAACAAUUUCACAGGGUUUAUUCCAUCAUCCCUUUCAAACUUGACUCAGUUGUCAGAUCUCGGACUUCAAGCCAACAAAUUCGAAGGGCAUGUACCUACAAGCAUAGGAGUUCUUCAAAAUCUUCAAGGAUGUAACCUUUCAAAUAACCUUCUUCAUGGUGGUAUUCCCAAAGAAAUGUUUGGAAUUCCAGCAAUCCUUAGUAUUGAUUUAUCUGCAAACAACCUGCAUGGGCAACUUCCUGAUGAAAUAGGCAAUGCCAAGGCACUCGUACAUUUGAAUCUUUCGUCAAAUAUGCUGUUUGGAGAGCUUCCGACCACUAUAGGUAAUUGUGAAAACUUGGAAGACAUUGGGUUGCGACGGAAUAGUUUCGGAGGAAGCAUACCCGUUUCACUAGGGAACAUAAGGGGUCUAGAAGUUCUGGACUUGUCUCACAAUAAUUUGACUGGGUCAAUACCUAUGUCCCUCACAAACCUCCAAUACCUUGAGCAACUAGAUUUGUCAUUCAACAACAUCAGUGGUGAGGUCCCAUUGAAAGGGAUAUUCAGUAAUGUGACUGCUGUGAGGAUUGAUGGAAAUCCAGGGCUUUGUGGUGGGCCAUUGGAGCUACACCUACUCGCAUGCCAAGUCAUGCCUGCUAAUUCAAGUAAAAAGAGGCAUUCCAUUGUACAGAAAGUGGUGAUCCCUUUAUCCAGCAUUUUGGCACUUGUUAUAGUCAUAACUGUAAUGGUGGUCUGGAGAGGAAAUCGAAAGACAAAUAUGUUGUCUUUGCCGUCAUUCGGUAGCAAGUUUCCCAAAGUUUCUUACCACGAUCUCGCCCAAGCAACAUGUGGGUUCUCAACAUCCAAUUUGAUUGGCAAAGGAAGAUAUUCUUCCGUGUAUAAAGGAGAACUCUUCCAAGACAGAACCAUGGUUGCUGUCAAAGUUUUUCUCCUAGAGACAUGGGGGGCACAAAAGAGCUUCAUUGCAGAAUGUAACGCUCUACAAAAUGUGCGGCAUCGAAAUCUAGUUCCUAUACUCACUGUGUGCUCUAGUAUUGAUUCCAAUGGAAAUGAUUUCAAAGCCUUAGUCUAUGAGUUCAUGACACAAGGUGACUUGCAUGAGCUACUGUACUCGACUCAAUGUGAUGGGAACACAUCAACUCGAAGCCACAUCACAAUGGCUCAAAGGUUAAGUAUUGCAGUGGAUGUCGCAGAUGCAUUGGAGUACCUCCACCAUGGCAACCAAGGAACUAUCGUCCAUUGUGAUCUGAAGCCUAGCAACAUUCUUUUGGAUGACAAUAUGACAGCACAUGUUGGAGACUUUGGUCUUGCAAGGUUCAAGUUUGAAUCUGCAGCAUCAUCGUCCACUUAUUCAAUCUCGACUUCAGUCGCUAUUAUGGGAACAAUAGGGUAUAUUCCUCCAGAGUGUGCUGCAGGUGGAGCAGUUUCGAGCGCUGGGGAUGUCUACAGCUUCGGGAUUGUUCUACUUGAAAUAUUUUUGCGAAGGAGGCCAACUGAUGAUAUGUUCAAUGGUGAGAUGAACAUUACAAAAUUUGUUGAGAUCAACUUUCCUGACAGGAUACCACAGAUAAUAGAUCCUGAACUACUAGAAGAGAAACAACAUUUAUCUCCAGAAACUUCAUUGGCCAUGAAGGAGAAAAGCUUGGAGUGUUUGCUUUCAGUCCUAAACAUUGGGCUUCUCUGCACUAAGCCGUCCCCGAAUGAGCGCAUUUGCAUGCAGGAAGUCACUGCAAGGUUGCACGGAAUCAAGAAAGCAUAUAUAUCAUAG
This is a messenger RNA of Miscanthus lutarioriparius, 3042 nucleotides long. Lineage: Eukaryota; Viridiplantae; Streptophyta; Magnoliopsida; Poales; Poaceae. The record is from the annotation of a GenBank genome assembly.